CUGUACUUAGCACUUCGGAAACAGAACAUGAUUGAGAAGACUGAGGAUUUGAAUACUUUGGCUAAUGAUUUAGGUCACAUUCUGUCUGAUAGUUUACGACAAGUAGAUGGCGAUUUCGAUUUUGAGUUGUCUUUCACUGCUUCAUCUGAUCUCGACACUCGAUUCACGCUGGUGCUCGACGAGAGUAUGAUACCUGAGUCCGACACAGACGAUUCUAUACCUGUUAAGAAUGACUGGGUGAAGUUUGCCGCAAUGGCGUCUGCAUACGUCUACAAAAAUGUUGGUGAAUCGGUUUCCACAUCUCUUCGAAAAUGACCGGCGAAUGCUGCCAGUGCUGCGAUUCUCGCUGGACUACUUGCAGAAGUGGUCGAAUCGUCUGAUACGGAUGAACCAACUACUUCUGAUAGAGAGCCAUCUGUCGAAAAUAUCUCUACACCUGACUUAGUAGUGAAGAAUCGUCAAGAUGGUGCCUGGCACUAUGGAAGUCGGACCGUUGACAACGUUGCCAGCAGUUUGGAAAUGGUGGAUGUGAUCGAUGCUGAAAUGACAGAUGCAUGUAUUCGAGUGAUGAUUGCAGCUGUUGUCAAUUAUUUCCAAGAGAACAGAUUCGUUCCGUGUGGUUUUUUGAAAGACAGUUAUGCAAGUGCGAUAUUGAGAAGUGAUCUCAUGGAUAGAUAUGGGUUGACAGACGAAGAUGAUAAAAUUGAAGCGAUGCAUAUCACUGGUAGUUGGGUCUCUAAACUGUAUGUGUUUGACAUGGCGACGAAUCAUCGUGAUUUGGAACACCCAAUCAGACCUAUAAAUAACAUUGGUUUGGUGCGUCCUCUGAAACUAGAUAUCAGUGAGUGUUUCAAGGACUUGACAGCUGGAUGUAUACGUACACGAAUAGCACAUGAGAUUGCCAGUCGAAUGGUGCGAUCUGUGUGUAUAGUGUUUUUCGAAGAUUUGAAUGGACUGAUUAAGUUACGGAAGCUGUACCGUAAAAUAUCCAGUGAUCCAUUUUAUUAUCACACUGACUGUGAAUAUUUGACGAAAUCAUCUCAACCGUCAGUCACUGACAAGACGGUUGGUCACCUAUUUGACUGUUUUUGAACCGAAUAGUGAACUGUUUGAUUAUCCACAGUUGAAGAUGAAUGGUAAAACUCAAGAACAACGCUAUGGUGAUUACAGUGAGAACUGGAAGAAGAUACUGGAGUCGAUUUAUACAGAGUUGU
Messenger RNA from Schistosoma margrebowiei, 1214 nucleotides. The record is from the annotation of a GenBank genome assembly. NCBI's taxonomy places the organism in Eukaryota, Metazoa, Platyhelminthes, Trematoda, Strigeidida, Schistosomatidae.